AUGGAUCUCGACAUUGAAAUGGACGUCGACGACGUCCACAACUUCGCGCCCCCCACAAUUCCCGAGGCAUAUACCCAAGAUCUCGUUUCCGAGGACGAACAGGAACCUGGCGAGGUAGAGGAGGCACCCAACCACGACGAUAAUGGCGACAUUACCGACACGGACAAGGCAGUAGUGCCCUACAAAGUGCACAUCAAAGGCCUCGAUACCUUCAACCCGGACCACGUCAAGGGCUACCUAGCAGAACACUACACCACGAGCGAACUUAACCGCGUUGAGUGGAUCGACGACACAUCUGCCAACUUCAUCUUCAAAUCCGAAUCCGCAGCACAGGAAGCCCUCGUUUCGCUUGCGGCUGUGGAAAUCGCCGACGCGACGCAGCUGCCGCCUCUCGAAGUGAUACCCGCCAAGGGUUUCUCGCAAAAGCCCGAGUCUACAUUACGCAUCCGCUUCGCUGUCGAGGGAGAUAGGAAGGCGGCUAGGGCUUCGGAGCGUAGCCGGUUUUACCUCCUGCACCCCGAGUACGACCCGGAGGAGCGCCGGCGCAGGGGCGAGUUCGGUGGCAGGGGUAAAUACCGGGACCGGGACGACCGCUACCGGAGUGACAGGCGAAGUGACAGGCGGAGUGACAGACGGAGGGAUCCCCGCGAUGACGAGGAGCCCGAAACCUUCGACAUUAAUUUCUAUGACGACGACGCACCGGCCCUGGCAACACGGACAGGCAGGUCCUCACACCCGAGGCGGCGCUCAGAGUCGAGCUCUUCCGAUACCAGGCGAGCAGCGCAGCGGAACCGAGAGAAGGAACUUUUCCCGUCCAAACUUUCCGGGAGUGGCCGCGGCUUGCGCGAUCGGUCAGCUUCGCCGAUCCGGGACCGUGACGGGGAUGCCGAGAUGGAUCUGGAUGAGGACGCACGGGCAGCCGCGGCGUUGCGCAGCCGGGAGAAGGGGCGUUCGAUCAAAGAGCGUCUUUCCCGGAACAACAACACAAAAGAGCUUUUCCCGUCAAGGGACAGCAAUAGGACGAGAGAGCUGUUUCCCACCAAAGCGGUCUCUUCCGUCGGCAGCAGGGCGCAGAUGGAUCAAGUCGGCGACACAGCGGUUCUGGCAAGCGAUCGGAUCACGGCGCCCGGCACGAGCGGCUUCAACAUACGUGGCAUCGCCAACAAACGCGGUAGUGACCAAGGCAUCGCCAUCAAGGGGAUGGGGCCCACGGCUAAGGAGUUGUUCCCCGAGAAGUUCGGGAACGCCGGCAAGGAGCUUUUUGCAGAGAAGAUUGAAAGCAGGAGCCGAAGGAGACAAAAAGCGGAAGACAUGUUUUAUUAA
Molecule: messenger RNA, 1323 nt
Organism: Chaetomium globosum CBS 148.51
Lineage: Eukaryota; Fungi; Ascomycota; Sordariomycetes; Sordariales; Chaetomiaceae
Exons: 3
Coding region: 1-1323 (440 amino acids)
Cellular component (GO): cytosol; nucleus
Molecular function (GO): mRNA binding; RNA 7-methylguanosine cap binding
Source: RefSeq, a predicted model, not a curated record